Betta splendens (Siamese fighting fish) is the source of this 964-nucleotide messenger RNA. It is a transcript of the gene arl2, whose product is annotated as ADP-ribosylation factor-like 2. The record is from RefSeq and is a predicted model, not a curated record. Gene Ontology annotation, cellular component: cytoplasm; microtubule cytoskeleton. Gene Ontology annotation, biological process: protein folding. Gene Ontology annotation, molecular function: GTPase activity; GTP binding. NCBI's taxonomy places the organism in Eukaryota, Metazoa, Chordata, Actinopteri, Anabantiformes, Osphronemidae. The transcript has 5 exons. Bases 137 to 691 code for a protein of 184 amino acids.
GGCCAAGCGGGGCGGGUCUUCUAGCACAUUCGCUUCCUACAUCUCAGUGUUGCUCAUGGAUGCUAAAGAAAAUUUACACAAAAUUCAAAUUUCUUUCAAGUAAUAAUUUCUAUAACCGCUGUUGCGGUGCGUCGAGAUGGGGCUGCUGACGAUUCUGAAAAAGAUGAAGCAGAAGGAGCGGGAGCUGAGACUGUUGAUGCUAGGUCUGGACAACGCCGGUAAGACGACCAUCCUGAAGAAGUUCAACGGAGAAGAUGUUAGCACCAUCUCUCCAACACUGGGCUUCAACAUCAAGACCCUGGAGCAUAAAGGGUUUAAGUUAAACAUUUGGGAUGUAGGGGGUCAGAAGUCACUGCGUUCCUACUGGAGGAACUACUUUGAGAGCACAGAUGGGCUGGUGUGGGUGGUGGACAGCGCAGACAGACUCAGACUUGAAGACUGCAGAAAGGAGCUCAGUGCACUGCUGCUGGAGGAGAGGUUAGCGGGUGCAACAUUGCUGGUUUUUGCCAACAAACAGGAUUUACCAGGAGCUCUGACAAAAGAGGCGAUAAAGGAGGCACUGGCUCUAGAUGAUAACAAAAGUCACCACUGGUGCAUCAUUGGCUGCAGUGCUGUAACAGGAGAGAACCUGUUAACAGGUGUGGACUGGCUACUAGAGGAUAUUGCUGCAAGGAUCUUCACUGCUGACUAAUUAAAUUCGCAACUGAUGUGACUCAAACGUAAUCAAACUUUGUUUAUCAGUUAUCUGCAGCCAUAUGAUCACUGGACUUGGGGCUUUUGCUUUACUCAAAUUCAGAAAAGUGAAGGACUUGAGUGCAUGAUACAUCCAGAGAUAGAGUGCAAGAUCGGUAACUACUUUGACACGAGUUCCUGUUACAUGGCACUGGACAAUGUAUAAUUUCUUUAGCAUAUUCUAAGAUUGUACCACUCAAAUGAAGGAAAAUAAAGAUUUGUUUAAAUAUCA